Molecule: messenger RNA, 270 nt
Organism: Microthlaspi erraticum
Lineage: Eukaryota; Viridiplantae; Streptophyta; Magnoliopsida; Brassicales; Brassicaceae
Source: the annotation of a GenBank genome assembly
AUGCAUGUUUGGUCCUUUGAAAUAGGUCUUUUGGAGCAUUCUGGAGCAUAUGGGACAAGGAGCAUGGAGGGACUUGGCACAUGGAAGCAGCUCAACUGGAUACGCAAAGGAAGAAGGGAGAAGAUCGAAGCCAUCUUGAAGACCAGCUCGACCGUCUACUCGACCAACCGGUCGAGUUCCUCAACUCGACCGGCCAAGCUUCAACUCGAUCGAGCUGGGGAGUCAAAGUCAAACCCGAAAAAUGUUGCUUCCCCCUUGACUUCCCUUUGA